Molecule: messenger RNA, 1212 nt
Organism: Colletotrichum phormii
Lineage: Eukaryota; Fungi; Ascomycota; Sordariomycetes; Glomerellales; Glomerellaceae
Exons: 6
Source: RefSeq, a predicted model, not a curated record
GCGGCACGAAAUCAGUCAUUGGCUGCCUGUGGCGUACCCGUCACUCAGCAGGACACCGUAAUGGCGUGGUUUAAGGCGCUCCUAUUCGCCCUUCCGACUUUUUUCAUCAUUGUGCGAAUGGUGAACAAGUGUAUAAAGCUGUCGCCUUGGGGUUGGGACGACACGACCAUCGUCAUAGCAUAUGCCGUACUAGCAGCUUUCCUUCCAGCAGCCUAUCUAGCUGAAGCAACUGGUGCAGGGAGGGAUAUCUGGGUUCUAUCAGAAGACCAAAUCACAUAUUUUCUUUUGGGAUGGCCGCAAUAUCAAUGCAUCUCUGCUUCCUCACCUCAUGGACUAUUCAUAAUAUUCGGCAUGCUAUAUAUGACCUGCCUAGCCUUCAUCAAGGCCUCGAUCAUAUUUCUAUACCUUCGAAUCUUUCCCGACGAAACGUUCCGCCGAGUCCUAUGGUGUACUCAGCUGUUCAACCUCCUUCUUUGGAUCGCUUUCAUCGCCGGUAUCUUUGGCUCUUGUCAGCCCUUGCACUUUUUCUGGCAUGGGUGGAAGAGGGAUAUGGAGGGCAAGUGCUUCAACUUGAACGCCUUCGCCAUCUGCCAUGGCGUGUUGAACGUGGCUCUAGAUGCCUGGAUGCUUGUCCUCCCUGCGACUCAAGUCUACUCGCUGAGAAUGCAACCCAAGAAGAAGUUGGGUGUGAUGCUGAUGUUCGGCGUCGGAGUAUUUCUCACCGCAGUCAGUGCCUAUCGCAUCAAGGCCCUUCUCAUUUUUGCGACAUCAUACAACGUCACAGCCGACUCGUUUCAAUGCUCUCUCUGGUCCCACAUCGAGCUAUGUGUUGGUAUCUUCGUGUCUUGUCUCCCAAGUACACGUCAAGUCUGGAGGAAACUGUUCCCCAAGAUCCUCGAAGUAACACACCUGUCUUCGAGAUCAGCUAGAAUGUCUAGGUCAGCAAAGGGUUCACACUCUGCCAGCCAAGCCUCGCGAUCGGCAGUGGACCCCAAUGACCGUUCACAAGUUUUGUCCUACGAGGAGUCUUCGAUAGCUCAUCUCGUUGGAGAUUUCAACAACAUCGACCUCAAUAACCUCAGCGAUGCGAGCCCGAUGGAGGCAGACCCUCCGAAGACGCCAAAGAACCACGUCGAAGUCCAACAUGGCCCUAUCUCCGGCAGUUCAAGAAGUAGUGAUGGGAUCAUGAGUCAGAAGGCUUGGGAUACAUGA